Tachysurus vachellii is the source of this 2000-nucleotide messenger RNA. It is a transcript of the gene dnajb4, whose product is annotated as DnaJ heat shock protein family (Hsp40) member B4. Gene Ontology annotation, cellular component: cytosol. The transcript has 4 exons. Lineage: Eukaryota; Metazoa; Chordata; Actinopteri; Siluriformes; Bagridae. Bases 197 to 1204 code for a protein of 335 amino acids. Gene Ontology annotation, molecular function: protein-folding chaperone binding. The record is from RefSeq and is a predicted model, not a curated record.
GUCUCAGAACCGAGGAGCCAUUUGUAGUGUUUAUAAAGGCUGAAUUCACAGCUUAGGAACACAGGAGGGGAUUUUAAUCGGCGUUUAAUUGUUAUUUUAUUAUUUUUUGUUUUUUUUUUCAUCACAGGACCCGCGCACGCGCACACACACACACACACACACACACACACAGUCUGACAGAGGAAGAAGAGGAAAAAUGGGGAAAGACUAUUAUAAAAUCCUGGGCAUUGCGAAAGGAGCGGCUGAGGAGGAUAUUAAGAAGGCUUACAGAAAACAAGCUCUAAAAUGGCACCCGGAUAAAAACAAAGCGAACAACGCGGCGGAGAAAUUCAAGGAGGUCGCUGAAGCUUAUGAGGUCCUGAGCGACCCUAAAAAACGAGAAGUAUACGACCAAUAUGGAGAGGAAGGCCUGAAAGGAGGAGGAGGAGGAGCGUCCGACGGUCAGGGCAGCACCUUCACGUACACGUUUCAUGGCGACCCGCACGCCACCUUCGCCACCUUCUUUGGUGGCAGCAACCCCUUCGAGAUGUUCUUUGGCCGCAAGGUGAAUGGCAGAGAUGAUGAGGACAUGGAAGUGGACACCGGUGACCCCUUUGGCUCCUUCACGAGUUUUAAUCUGAACGGUUUCCCUCGUGAACGGCAGCCCCGGCGUAAGCAGGACCCGGCCAUCUAUCACGAACUGCGUGUGUCACUGGAGGAGGUCUUUCACGGCUGCACCAAGCGCAUGAAGAUCUCGCGCCGUCGCCUGAACCCUGACGGCCGCACCACACGCACCGAGGACAAGAUCCUGUCCAUCGAGAUCAAGCGUGGCUGGAAGGAGGGCACCAAAAUCACAUUCCCACGCGAAGGCGACGAGUCCCCUGGCUGCAUCCCCGCCGACAUCGUCUUCGUCAUCAAGGACAAGCCGCACCCACACUUCAGGAGGGAAGGGUCCAACAUCAUCUACCCUGUUCGCAUCAGUCUGCGCCAGUCGUUGUGCGGUUGCUCGGUUACGGUGUCCACGAUAGACGGGAAAACGUGCAAUAUGAAGAUCACGGAGGUCAUCAAACCGGGGAUGAGGAAGACCAUAGCGGGACAGGGGCUGCCUUUCCCCAAGAACCCUGAGCAAAGAGGAGAUCUCAUAGUGGAGUUUGACGUGAACUUUCCUGAAAGUCUGCCGUCCAACGCCAAGGACGUGCUGAAACGCCACUUACCCGCCUCGUGAAGAGAACGCAGCAGGACUGCGGCGGCGUGAAAUCUCUCCCAACACUCGGACAAAUCGCCCCACAAAUGUGCAAUUUCUCUCUUUUUAUUUUAUAACUAGUUAGCCAGUGUUUUGUUCUUUCUUUUUAUUUUAUUUCUUUUUAAAUCUAUAUGUUGCAUGCCCAAAUAAGGUCAUAAACGUGCAAGUGCAAUCUUCAUUUCUGAAAGUAAACAUCAGAUUUGACUCCUUUACAUGUAGCUUGCAUUGUUUUCAUUCUAAUUUUGUGACUUUAGAGGAAGGUGUGCACUGAUUAUAAUGUACUAUUAUUAUUAUUAUUAUUAUUAUUAUUAUUAUUAUUAUUAUUAUUAUUAUUGAUACUUUCGAAUAUUGAAGUGCAGUUAGGAGCCUGAUUCGUUAUAUACAAAUUAUAUAUAUAUGUAUAUAUAUAUACAUUAUAUAUACAUAUAUAUAAUAUUUAAAACAGAAACAAGUCUGCUGUAUUUUUAAAGAAACUUUUUUUUUUUUUUUUUUUUUUUUUUUUUUGCCAGGAACAGGUUUACAAGCAACAUUUAGCUUCCUGUCUUCGUAGCUAAUGUUAUGUUUAGUUCUUAGUCAGCUAUCAAGCCUAAAUUACAUUUGUGAAUUUUCAAACCCGUGACCCGACAGCCUCGAACCGAAGUGACCCGAGGUUGUGUUGGACUGUGCAGAAAGACGCAGAAAAAUGUAAAUGUGCCGUGAAAAGUGCAAUAUCUAACCAUGCGCUUCAAUCAUGUAGCGGAAAAGUGCAAUUUCUUUUAUUAAAGAAUUUUUUUAAAAA